AUGCUAGGUAAAUUCGCCGUAGUGCACAAGUGCACCGGCAUUCCUAAUAGGGACGUUCAAAUUCCGGUGGGACGACAACCUGGCACGACCGGUGAGAGAUUAGUCGCAGGACCGACGAAGUGUAGGAAACGCAUACAUAAGCGAUCGCGAUUCGGACGUACGAGUAACUACGUUUCCGCGGCGGCAUCCCGGCUCAUAUUGAUUGCUGGUGACAUUCUUAUCAAUACACCCCCGGCGCGACCGCACCGCCGCGCCGCACCGCUCGCCACCCAAAAGAAACAGAAACGUUUCUUCGCGCGUUCGCAACGCAACGGAAAAAAGGGCGGAGAUAUUCCGGCGGCGUCGUCACCCAAUAGCGUGGAGCCUCAGCCGCUGGCCGACCAAUCGCGCGCAGGCGUCGGGGCGGGCAAGCGCGAGCGGCCGCGCCCUCGUUUCGCUCCGGCUUUUUAUUUAUUGUUGCGCGAAACACCGCGCGCGACGGGCGUG
Molecule: messenger RNA, 486 nt
Organism: Brenthis ino (lesser marbled fritillary)
Lineage: Eukaryota; Metazoa; Arthropoda; Insecta; Lepidoptera; Nymphalidae
Source: the annotation of a GenBank genome assembly